UAAACAGUCCACACGACGCCGUCACUCUAAACCCGCCCCGCCAACAAUGCUCAGCCUCCUCCUCCGCAGCUCCGUCUCGAAGCUCCGGCUCCGACCCGCUAACAUAUCAUGCAAUUCGGACCCUCUCCCGACCCUUCGCAACUACUCCUCCACCGCCACCGGUCUCUAUGGCUUCCGCCACUUAAACUCCCCCAAAGGCUUCCAACGCUUCGUCGACGACGCCAUCGAAAGGUCCGGCGAGCUGGUUGAGUUCAUUUCCGGGAUGCCUUCGUCUGCUGAGAUAAUCAAAGCCAUGGAUGAGAUUUCUAACACAGUCUGCUGUGUGGUAGACUCUGCAGAACUUUGUAGACAUACUCAUCCAAACAGGGAAUUUGUUGAAGAGGCAAACAAAGCUUCAAUGAGGAUUAAUGAAUAUCUACAUUACCUGAAUACAAAUCAUACUUUGUUUGAUGCCGUGAGAAAAGCUGAACAAGAGGGCCAUUUGCUCACCAAGGAAGCUCAAAGGGCGGCACAUUACCUCCGCGUUGACUUUAAGAGGGGUGGAAUUCAUCUUCCUGCUGAGAAAUUAGAUAGUGUGAAUCAGCUGAAUAUAAAAAUUUCACAACUUUGCAAAGAGUUCAGUGAAAAUAUCAUCAUUGACCCAGGUACUGUGGAUAUAUUUCCAGCAUCACGUAUGCCACAAAGUUUGCACCAUCUUCUCAAGCCCAUCUACCGAUCCAGAUCUGCAAUUUCAAGGGAAUCAUUGGGGCACAGGGGUGCCAUGAAAGAAAAGGGUUUUCGUAUACCAACAGAUCCAAACACUUUAUCUUCUGUUCUCCAAUGGGCUUCAGAUGAUGAGGUCAGGAAAUUGGCAUAUAUGAAAGGAAAUUCUGUUCCUCAUGCAAACCUUGGUGUUCUUGAUAAUCUUAUAGCUACCCGCCAUGAGCUAGCUCAGAUAAUGGGGUAUAGAUCUUAUGCUGAAUUUACGGUGAAACCUAACAUGUCUUCAUCACCAAAAGUUGUGAUGUCUUUUUUGCAAGAGUUGAGCAAGAUGGUUAGGCCGAGUGCUGAUGAGGAGUUUAAUAAAAUUAAGGCCUUCAAGAGAGAAAAAUGUGGUCAGACAGAUGGAGACUUAGAACCUUGGGAUGAGGCAUACUACACAGCAAUGAUGAAGUCUUCUGCCUAUGACUUUGACUCUUCAGUUGUAGCAUCAUACUUUUCUCUACCACAAUGUAUCGACGGUUUAAAAGUGCUGGUGGAAUCUUUGUUUGGUGCAACGUUUCAUAACGUGCCCAUGGCACCAGGUGAAUCAUGGCAUCCAGAUGUGCUCAAAAUGUCUCUCCAUCAUCCUGAAGAGGGUGAUUUAGGGUAUCUCUACCUUGAUUUGUACUCAAGGAACGACAAGUAUCCGGGGUGUGCUCAUUUUGCAAUUAAAGGUGGCCGCAGUGUUUCAGAAACAGAAUAUCAACUUCCUGUUGUUGCCCUUGUUUGCAAUUUUUCUUCUUCACGUAAUUCAUCAACCGUGAGGCUAAAUCAUUGGGAAUUGGAAACUCUGUUUCAUGAGUUUGGGCAUGCUCUUCAUUCGUUGCUUUCAAGAACGGACUAUCAACACUUUUCAGGUACCAGAGUGGUUCUUGAUUUAGCAGAAACACCAUCCAACCUUUUUGAGUACUACGCUUGGGAUUAUCGAGUUUUGAAGACAUUUGCCAAACAUUAUUCAACCGGGGAAAUCAUCCCAGAGAAGUUAGUAGAUUCAAUGCAGGGUGCAAGAAAGAUGUUUGCUGCCACAGAUUUGCAACGUCAGGUUUUUUAUGCCGCUGUUGAUCAAACAUUGUUUGGGGAACAACCAACCCCACCGACAAGUUCUAUUGUUGAGGAUCUGAAAAGAGAGUUUACUAGUUGGAAGCACGUGGAGGGCACAAACUGGCAGGCCCGAUUCAAUCACCUUCUGAAUUACGGUGCAGGUUAUUAUAGUUACUUGUAUGCCAAAUGUUUUGCUGCUACGAUAUGGCAGAAGCUGUGUCAGGAAGAUCCACUCUCAUUAACCACAGGAACCGCUUUAAGAACCAAAUUCUUACAGCAUGGCGGUGCCAAAGAACCAGAUGAUUUGUUAAAUGGUCUUGUAGGAGAUGGGAUUCUAAGGGACUGUAAUGGAGGAUUAGUUCCUGAUAUUACCUGUCUUUGUAAUGAAAUGAAGUUUGAGAAGAGUUGAGAGAACGAUUGAAAUAUAUGUUAAACCGAAACAGGAGAUUAGAUC
Molecule: messenger RNA, 2236 nt
Organism: Rosa rugosa (rugosa rose)
Lineage: Eukaryota; Viridiplantae; Streptophyta; Magnoliopsida; Rosales; Rosaceae
Product: mitochondrial intermediate peptidase, mitochondrial
Exons: 17
Coding region: 47-2191 (714 amino acids)
Biological process (GO): proteolysis; peptide metabolic process
Molecular function (GO): metalloendopeptidase activity
Source: RefSeq, a predicted model, not a curated record